AUGCUGGUGAAAAGCAAACCCGAGUGGCCACCAGCACUAUGUGAUCAAAAGCUAAGUUGUUGUUAUUCAACUACUGGAAAGCCAACACUUGACUUUGGCGUUCAUGGACUUCGACCAAAUUACGACAAUGGCUCCUAUCCAUCAAGUUGUGAUAACACAAACCUCUAUGAUGAAACAGAGAUCAAAGACCUGAUAAGUAGCAUGCAAGAGAACUGGCCAACGCUAGCCUGUCUAAGAAAUAAAGGAACAAAAUUCUGGUCACACGAAUGGCACAAACAUGUUACCUGUUCCCUUUCUACUCUAGAUGAGCAUUCUUACUUCAAAGCAGCUCUGACCAUUAAGGAGAAGGUGAAUAUUCUUUCUGUUCUUAAGGAUGCAAGAAUUGAGCCAGGAGGCUUUUAUAGCUUGGAAAUAAUCAAGGAAGCUGUAAAGAAAGGAACUGGACAUGAAGCAGCAAUAGAAUGCAAUAAGGAUGCCCUUAGUAACAACUAA
This is a messenger RNA of Solanum pennellii, 492 nucleotides long. RefSeq names its product extracellular ribonuclease LE-like. Gene Ontology annotation, biological process: RNA catabolic process. The record is from RefSeq and is a predicted model, not a curated record. The transcript has 4 exons. Gene Ontology annotation, molecular function: RNA binding; ribonuclease T2 activity. Gene Ontology annotation, cellular component: extracellular region. Bases 1 to 492 code for a protein of 163 amino acids. NCBI's taxonomy places the organism in Eukaryota, Viridiplantae, Streptophyta, Magnoliopsida, Solanales, Solanaceae.